AUGCCCGAGCCUCUGCCCCCCACCCAGCUGUACACCUCGGAGCGGGUGGUGGUGCUGCUCUCCUGCGUGCUUUCCUUCCUGGGCUCCAGCCUCCUGGUCUGCACCCAUGCCCUGUGGCCGGAGCUGCGGACCCGUCCCCGCCAGCUCCUGCUCUACCUGUCGCUGGCCGAUCUCCUCUCUGCCCUCUCCUACUUCUACGGGGUGCUGCAGGACUUCGACAGGACCUCCUGGGACUGCGUGCUGCAGGGCGCCCUGUCCACCUUCUCCAACACCAGCUCCUUCUUCUGGACCAUGGCCAUUUCGGUUUACCUCUAUCUCACCAUUGUGAGGGGCUGGGGUGGGUGCUCCGGUCACCUGCUCUUUUCUUAAGGAUGCUGUUAUCACUUAGUUGGCUGGGGAGUCCCCCUGGGCAUCACGGUGGCUGCUGUUGCUCUAAAGAAGAUUGGCUAUGAUGCCUCCAAUGUUUCUGUGGGCUGGUGUUGGGUCAACUUGGAUGCAGAAGACCGGGUCUUGUGGAUGUUGAUAACAGGGAAGGUCUGGGAGAUGCUGGCCUACGUGAUUUUGCCAGUCCUCUAUAUCCUCAUCAAGAAGCACAUCAAUAGAGCACAUGCAGCUCUCUCCGAGUAUCGCCCCAUUCUCUCAAGACCACCUGCAUUUCAGCCCCGGACUUCCAUAGCAGACAAGAAGUUGAUUCUCAUCCCUGUCAUCUUCAUCAUCCUCCGCAUCUGGAGCACCGUGCGAUUCAUUCUGACCCUCUGUAACUCCCCUGCAGUGCAGAAUUCAGUCCUGGUUGUCCUGCAUGGAAUUGGUAACACGUUCCAAGGAGGUGCCAACUGUAUCAUGUUUGUGCUGUGCACACGGGCGGUCCGGGCUCGGCUGUUCUCCUCCAUCUGCUGUUGCCACUACGAUGAGUUGGAUUGGCCUUGGAGAAGAUCAAACAGCUCCUCGCAGCACCCAGAGCCCCACAAGGACAUGCCAGGCCCUGAGCAGACAAAACCCCUGCUUCCCACUACCUGA
Chaetura pelagica (chimney swift) is the source of this 1017-nucleotide messenger RNA. It is a transcript of the gene GPR157, whose product is annotated as G protein-coupled receptor 157. Gene Ontology annotation, biological process: cell surface receptor signaling pathway; adenylate cyclase-activating G protein-coupled receptor signaling pathway. Gene Ontology annotation, cellular component: plasma membrane. Gene Ontology annotation, molecular function: G protein-coupled receptor activity. Lineage: Eukaryota; Metazoa; Chordata; Aves; Apodiformes; Apodidae. The record is from RefSeq and is a predicted model, not a curated record.